Molecule: messenger RNA, 291 nt
Organism: Gongylonema pulchrum
Lineage: Eukaryota; Metazoa; Nematoda; Chromadorea; Rhabditida; Gongylonematidae
Source: the annotation of a GenBank genome assembly
AUGGGAUUCCCUUCUCUGAUAUUACUGGUUGAUGCGGCACUGGUAAUGGAAUGCGGCUCGAUAGUGCAUGCUGCACGAAAGAUGACAACUGUACCGAAACCAAAAUGCAUCAUUUACAAUGACGAGCCCUUACAUAUCAUAAUGGAUCGGGUGUGUGAGAUCUGUCAUGAAAUGUAUUCACAUCUGUAUCCGAAUAUGAGGGCCAAUUGCAGCGACAACGUUCUGGAGUCCAUAGCACAGCUUCAAACUCUGAUGCAAGUGCAGUUCCCAUGUUUUGAAGCACUUCUUUAG